AUGUCUGAGGAGAAUCAGAUAUACAAACGAGCUCAUUUAGAGGAUCGAUCUCCUUUUGAAGCUGGAUUAAGCUAUAGUCGCGAGGCAUUUGAUGAAGAAAAUGAUGGAUUAUUACCAGUUUCUCACCAAGAUGUAAAGGAGCCGUCUACAUUGAAGCCCAAGGCUAAUAAUAAAAGUAAAGGAUUGAGCAAAAAAGACAGACCUGCAUUCUCUGUUUUAGUUAUCUUGUAUAUGUUACAAGGUGUUCCAGUUGGAUUGGCAUUUGGAUCGGUACCUUUUAUAUUGAAGUCAAAGCUUUCAUACUCACAAGUUGGGAUCUUUUCUUUAGCAGCAUACCCUUAUUCGCUCAAGCUAUUAUGGUCUCCCAUAGUGGACGCAUUAUAUUCGAGAAAAUUUGGCAGGAGAAAGUCAUGGAUAGUACCAAUCCAAACUAUAUCAGGAACUAUUAUGGUGUGCUUAGGUCUGAAGAUGGAUAUUUUAAUGAAAUCACCGGAAUUGCAUUUAACGAAAAUAACAGCUUGCUUUUUCCUACUAGUCCUAUUUUGUGCUACACAAGAUAUAGCGGUGGAUGGUUGGGCUCUAACUUGCUUGAGUCCUGAAAGUUUAUCUUAUGCCUCCACUGCUCAGACUGUAGGAAUCAACACGGGCUACUUUCUAUCGUUCACUAUCUUCCUAGCUUUGAGCUCUCCAGAUUUCGCUAAUAAAUAUUUGAGACUGGUAUCCAGUGACGAAGGAAUUUUCUCUUUAGGGCUGUAUUUGAAAUUUUGGGGAUGGAUUUAUCUACUUGUGACAUUGGUGUUGUACUUUAUUCCAGAGGACCCCCCUCAUCUAGCAAAGAAAAAUAACGAUAAGCUAAUCAGUGAAAAGGUGAAGGUGGAAGAUGUGUAUAAUCAAAAAUUUGCACAAUGGGCAUCCUUAAAGAGGGUCUAUUUCUCUAUGUAUCAAGUUUUGAAGCUUCCGAACGUUCAGACAUUUGUAAUAAUUCUACUUAUCGCAAAAUUUCCAUUUCAGGUUAAUGAAGCAGCAACGAAUUUGAAAUUGUUAGAAAAGGGAUUGUCAAAAGAGGAUCUCUCCAUAACAGUCUUGAUAGACUUUCCAUUUGAACUUAUAUUUGGGUACUAUGCGGGCCGCUGGUCUACAGGGACAUCUCCUUUGAAGCCAUGGCUCGUAGGAUUUUGUGGAAGGCUCAUUGCUGCUGUACUUGCUCACAUUGCAAUAUACUUCUUUCCAGAGUCGGGAGAGAUUUCAACCGGUUACUUCAUCUUAAUUUUAUUACAGCACUUGUUUUCUUCAUUUAUGUCAACAAUUCAAUUCGUGUCAUUGUGUGCAUUCGAGACAAAAAUAGCAGAUCCUGCUAUAGGUGGUACCUACAUGACCACGUUAAAUACAUUAUCGAAUUAUGGUGGAACUUGGCCUCGAUUAAUGAUAUUUUUCUUGAUCGAUAAAUUGUCUUACACCGUAUGUGAACCACCAUUGGAGACACAGAUUGACCCCGAACUCUUCAACUAUCGAAUAACUUCAGAGUCAUUAAAGGCACAGUGCAAAACUUUAAAGGGAACCGUCCAUACUUACCGAGAUGGAUAUUAUUAUAUGAAUUUCAUCUGUGUAUCAAUCGGAGUUCUUAUGUUUUUUUGGAUUAAAGCCAAAACUCUUUAUCUUCAGAGUCUACCAAAUGGUGCCUGGAGAGUGAACAAAGAUGACUGA
This is a messenger RNA of Priceomyces carsonii, 1704 nucleotides long. RefSeq lists its product as uncharacterized. Gene Ontology annotation, molecular function: acetyl-CoA transmembrane transporter activity. The coding region runs from base 1 to 1704 and encodes 567 amino acids. NCBI's taxonomy places the organism in Eukaryota, Fungi, Ascomycota, Pichiomycetes, Serinales, Debaryomycetaceae. The record is from RefSeq and is a predicted model, not a curated record. The transcript has a single exon. Gene Ontology annotation, cellular component: membrane.